AUGGGCCUCUCAUACAACGUCUACUUGACUGCCAACAAGAUAUUCGGGUGCAAAGGGUGCAAGACCCAUUUGGCAGAUUACAAUGAUAUCAUCAGUCGGAACUUUCGAGGUCAGCAUGGAAAGGCAUACCUCUUCAACAACGUCGUUAAUGUCACGGAAGGCGAGGCCGUCGAUCGCAAUAUGACAACUGGCCGACACAUUGUCCGCGAUAUCGCUUGCAGACAGUGCAAGGAAACGGUAGGGUGGAAGUAUGACAAGGCAUAUGAGAGCAGCGAGAAAUACAAGGAGGGCAAGUUCAUUCUUGAGGAGGAGUUACUGUGUGUCGUGUGCUAG
This is a messenger RNA of Penicillium arizonense, 333 nucleotides long. RefSeq names its product putative Yippee zinc-binding protein Moh1. Gene Ontology annotation, cellular component: ubiquitin ligase complex. The record is from RefSeq and is a predicted model, not a curated record. Lineage: Eukaryota; Fungi; Ascomycota; Eurotiomycetes; Eurotiales; Aspergillaceae. The transcript is spliced from 2 exons. The coding region runs from base 1 to 333 and encodes 110 amino acids.